Molecule: messenger RNA, 555 nt
Organism: Knipowitschia caucasica
Lineage: Eukaryota; Metazoa; Chordata; Actinopteri; Gobiiformes; Gobiidae
Source: the annotation of a GenBank genome assembly
AUGUGGUUUAUGGAGGGGGUGAGGACAGGGGUGAUGUGGUUGAUGGAGGGGGGGGGUGUGGUUGAUGGAGGGGGGGUGAGGACAGGGGUGAUGUGGUUGAUGGAGGGGGGUGAGGACAGGGGGGUGUGGUUGAUGGAGGGGGGUGAGGACAGGUGUGAUGUGGUUGAUGGAGGGGGUGAGGACAGGGGGGUGAUGAGGUUGAUGGAGGGGGGGGGUGUGGUUGAUGGAGGGGGUGAGGACAGGGGUGAUGUGGUUGAUGGAGGGGGUGAGGACAGGGGGGUGUGGUUUAUGUUGGGGGGGGGUGUGGUUGAUGGAGGGGGUGAGGACAGGGGUGAUGUGGUUUAUGGAGGGGGUGAGGACAGGGGUGAUGUGGUUGAUGGAGGGGAUGAGGACAGGGGUGAUGUGGUUGAUGGAGGGGGUGAGGACAGGGGUGAUGUGGUUGAUGGAGGGGGUGAGGACAGGGGGGUGUGGUUGAUGGAGGGGGGUGAGGACAGGGGGGUGUGGUUGAUGGAGGGGGUGAGGACAGGGGGUGAUGUGGUUGAUGGAGGGGGGUGA